Molecule: messenger RNA, 1233 nt
Organism: Anopheles funestus (African malaria mosquito)
Lineage: Eukaryota; Metazoa; Arthropoda; Insecta; Diptera; Culicidae
Product: UBX domain-containing protein 1-A
Exons: 3
Coding region: 133-1122 (329 amino acids)
Molecular function (GO): protein binding
Source: RefSeq, a predicted model, not a curated record
AACAACUGUCAACCACAACGGUGUUUGGUUUGCAAGGAAAUUGCUACAUUGCCGUGAUUAUAGAAAAAGGGACGUCUCCCACUUAUUUUAAUUAACUUGUGCUAGUUCGAAUAGUUUGUGUUAAGCACUACCAUGUCCGAUAUUCAAACGUUGAUAGAUAUGGGCUUUCCCAAGGAGAAGGCUGAACGAGCUCUUGAAGUGACCAACAACAAAGGUGUAGAACAGGCCAUGGAAUGGUUGCUAGCGCACGCUGACGAACCACUGCCACCCGCGUCCGGUCCAGCCGGUGAUAGCACGAGCUCGACUGCUGAAACAGCGGAUAACACAUCGGCCGGCGAGUCAACCGAAGAGCAAGCGGCGGCUGUAGCAAAAUCGCUCAAAUGCGACGAGUGUGGCAAGCUGUUCAAAUCCCAGGAAGAGGUAGAGUUUCAUGCUGCCAAAACGGAACACAGCAGCUUCUCGGAGUCGACCGAGGAGAAGAAACCGCUAACGGAGGAAGAGAAGAAGGCACAGCUUGCGCUGCUGGAGGAAAAGAUGCGCCGCAAGCGACAGGAGCGUGAGGAGAAUGAAAAGAAGGAAGCGAUGGAGCGGGAGCGGCUGCGCAUUAAAUCUGGUAAGGAUAUGCUUGAGGCACGACGUAAAAUGGAGGAACAGGAGAUGAAAAAAUUGAUGGACCAGCGGAAGCGCGAAAAGUUGGAAAGUCAGCAGGCACGGGAUCGUGUUCGGGUUCAGAUUGAGGCAGACCGGGCUGCCCGGAAGGCAAAAGAGACUGGGGAUAUCGCUGCCGUAUCACCAACCUCCACCACGAGCAGUUCGCCACCGGCACCAAAACCAUCGUCCACCACCACACCAAGCAAACCAGCCGAGACGAAGAGUUAUACCACGGCCAAGAUUGCGAUCCGCAUGAUGGACGGAUCGCAGCUUGUGCAAACGUUCCAGGCCGGUGAGCAGUUGGCCGCCGUGCGGCUGUUCGUGCAGCUAAAGAUGGACUCGAUCGAUGCGUCCUUCGGACUAAUGACUAACUUCCCGAAGAAGGUGUUUAGCGCCGAAGAGUAUGAUAUGCCGCUGGACAAGCUGGGUCUUGUGCCGAAUGCGGUACUGAUCGUCACAAAAGCACCCUAGACAUUAACAAGAUGUUUGUAUAAAUUCCUUAACCAAUGCGAUUAUCGGUUCGGUUUGUGAUCUAAUUGCGGUAUAAAUCUAUAUUAAAACACGAUCUCCAUGAUCGCGAAA